Molecule: messenger RNA, 2273 nt
Organism: Mandrillus leucophaeus (drill)
Lineage: Eukaryota; Metazoa; Chordata; Mammalia; Primates; Cercopithecidae
Gene: CD59
Product: CD59 molecule, complement regulatory protein
Exons: 4
Coding region: 334-834 (166 amino acids)
Biological process (GO): negative regulation of activation of membrane attack complex
Cellular component (GO): plasma membrane
Molecular function (GO): complement binding
Source: RefSeq, a predicted model, not a curated record
UCCUUAUUUCAAGAUGGGUUCAGGGAUGUAGGGUUGGAGUUGGGAAAUUUCUUAGUUCUGCUAUGGAUGCUUUGUACUUAGGCAAGUUCAAAACCUCCCCAUGCCUUAGCUUCUUUACUGGCUAGAGUAGGGUUGGAGGCAUUUCAGCUUUUCCUUCUCACCUGAUGCUAUCACUACACAUCUAGGCAUUUGUGUAAUGGAAGCUUACAAAGUUGCCCAAUACCUCUCUUCAUGUGCCCAAAGAGAGCAAGCAAGUGUCCCCAUUAUAAUUUUUACAGUGAGGAGCCAGAGCUUCCAGGUAUGCUAAGCCGUUGCUCCCCGUUCUGCUGCUGAAUGCAUGCUGGUGCCUUCCAGGGUCACCUCUUUGGUCUGAUUCACUUAGUGCUGUGGCUCAGAGAAGUGGCCCUCUGUUUCAGCCGGCAGCUUGCGGUUCUGUGGACAAUCACAAUGGGAAUCCAAGGAGGGUCUGUCCUGUUCGGGCUGCUGCUUGUCCUGGCUGUCUUCUGCCAUUCAGGUCAUAGCCUGCAGUGCUACAACUGUCCUAACCCAACUACUGACUGCAAAACAGCCGUCAAUUGUUCAUCUGGUUUUGAUACGUGUCUCAUUGCCAGAGCUGGGUUACAAGUAUAUAACCAGUGUUGGAAGUUUGCGAAUUGCAAUUUCAAUGACGUUUCAACCCUCUUGAAGGAAAACGAGCUACAGUACUUCUGCUGCAAGAAGGACCUGUGUAACUUUAACGAACAGCUUGAAAAUGGUGGGACAUCCUUAUCAGAGAAAACAGUUGUUUUGCUGGUGACCCCACUUCUGGCAGCAGCCUGGUGCCUUCAUCCCUAAGUCAACACCAGGAGAGCUUCUCCCAUACUCCCCGUUCCUGCGUAGUCCCCUUUCCCUUGCUGCCGCAUUCUAAAGGCUUGAUAUUUUCCAACCGGAUCCUGUUGGGAAAGAAUAAAAUUGACUUGAGCAACCUGGCUAAGAUAGAGGGGCUCUGGGAGACUUCGAAGGCCAGUCCUGUUUGCAGGGAAGCCCCACUUGAAGGAAGAAGUUUAAGAGUGAAGUAGGUGUGACUUGAGCUAGAUUGCAUGCUUCUUCCUUUGCUCUUGGGAGGACCAGCUUUGCAGUGACAGCUUGAGUGGGUUCUCCGCAACCCUCAGAUUAUUUUUCCUCUGGCUCCUUGGAUGUAGUCAGUUAGCAUCAUUAGUACAUCUUUGGAGGAUUGGGCAGGAGUGUGUGAGCAUCCUCUCUCACAUGAACGCUUUCGUAAACUUCAGGGCUCCCGUGUUGCCAUGGAGGCAUGCCAAAUGUUCCAUAUGUGGAUGUCAGUCAGGGGCAACAAGAUCCCUAAUGCAGAGCUAGAGGACUUCUGGAAGGGAAGUGGGUAAGUGUUCCAGAUGGCAGGGCAUGAAAGCUUAAGGGAGAUACAAGUGGCUGAAAGUCGAGUUUUUCCUCUAUCUUUAAAUUUUAUAUGGGCUUUGUUAUCUUUCACUGGAAAAGUGUAAUAGCAUACAUUAAUGGUGUGUUAAAGCUAUUUCCUCUCCUUUAUUUUUUUAAUUGGAAUGGUGGGAGAUCUUGGAUUUGCCACACACAGUUACAGAAUGAACACUCCGUACAUGUGACUAGCAGUAUUAAGUGUGCUUAUUUUAAAUGUUACUGGUAGGAAGGCUGUUCAGGUAUGUGUGUAUACAGUAUGAAUGCAAUGGGAACAACCUUUGUGGUUACAGUUUGAGACUUCCAGAGGUCAUCCUUAAUAACAACAGAUGUGCAGGGUUGUUUUACCGUCUGCAUCCAGCCUUCUGUUAACUCCUAGCUGACUCAGCAUAGAUUGUAUAAAAUACCUUUGUAAGGGCUAUUAGCACAGUCACACAUGUUUGAGGCUUUCAGAAGCUCUUUCUAAAAACUUUUUCCUUUUCCCUGUGUAUUCUAGUGAAUAAAGCUCAAGAUUCAGUAGACCUUAAUAACAUUUGUAUGUUAUGAUCUUGGCUGUAUUUAAUGGCAUCGCCUGACUUUUGCAGAUGGAGGAAUUUCUUGAUUAAUGUUGAAAAAAAAAAAAAACCCUUGAUUAUACUCUGUUAGACAAAUUGAGUGCAGUGAAUGAUGCCUUUCUGAAAAUGAAAUAUAACAAGUGGAUGAAUGUGGUUAUGGCCCAAAAGGAUAAAAGCAUAUGCAGUAUGCUUAAUGGCAGUAACUGAAAGAAGACAUCCUGAGCAGUGCCAGUUUUCUUCCUUUGAUGCCAUUCCCUGAACAUAGAAAAAUAGAGACUUGCUUAUCAAAACUUA